Molecule: messenger RNA, 1784 nt
Organism: Lipotes vexillifer (Yangtze River dolphin)
Lineage: Eukaryota; Metazoa; Chordata; Mammalia; Artiodactyla; Lipotidae
Gene: AP1M1
Product: adaptor related protein complex 1 subunit mu 1
Exons: 12
Coding region: 165-1436 (423 amino acids)
Biological process (GO): vesicle-mediated transport; intracellular protein transport
Cellular component (GO): clathrin adaptor complex
Source: RefSeq, a predicted model, not a curated record
AUUCUUGGCAGCUCGUCCCGGGCCGGACAUAACGGUCCGCGCAAGGCUCCCCGGACCGGAAGUGGAAACGAAUUGUCGCGGGGCGCGCCCGGCCUGGCUCACCGCCUGGCAAUCCCCGUUGUCGCCGCCGCCCUCGGGCAGUGCCGAGGCUUUCCGCAGCCGCCAUGUCCGCCAGUGCCGUCUACGUGCUGGACCUGAAGGGCAAGGUGCUCAUCUGCCGGAACUACCGCGGCGACGUGGACAUGUCGGAGGUGGAGCACUUCAUGCCCAUCCUGAUGGAGAAAGAGGAGGAGGGGAUGCUGUCACCUAUCCUGGCCCAUGGGGGAGUCCGCUUCAUGUGGAUCAAGCACAACAACCUGUAUCUGGUCGCCACCUCUAAGAAGAACGCGUGCGUGUCACUGGUGUUCUCCUUCCUCUACAAGGUGGUGCAGGUAUUUUCGGAAUAUUUCAAGGAGCUGGAAGAGGAGAGUAUCCGCGACAACUUCGUCAUCAUCUACGAGCUGCUGGAUGAGCUCAUGGACUUCGGCUACCCCCAGACCACAGACAGCAAGAUCCUGCAGGAGUACAUAACUCAGGAAGGCCACAAGUUGGAAACAGGGGCCCCACGGCCCCCAGCCACCGUCACCAACGCAGUGUCCUGGCGCUCUGAGGGCAUCAAGUACCGGAAGAACGAGGUGUUCUUGGACGUCAUUGAGUCUGUCAAUCUCCUGGUCAGUGCCAACGGUAACGUCCUACGCAGUGAGAUUGUGGGCUCCAUCAAGAUGCGGGUCUUCCUGUCGGGCAUGCCUGAGCUGCGCCUGGGCCUCAACGACAAGGUUCUCUUCGACAACACGGGCCGUGGCAAAAGCAAGUCCGUGGAGCUGGAGGACGUGAAGUUCCACCAGUGUGUGCGGCUCUCUCGCUUUGAGAACGACCGCACCAUCUCCUUCAUCCCACCCGAUGGCGAGUUCGAGCUCAUGUCCUACCGCCUCAACACCCAUGUCAAGCCCUUGAUCUGGAUCGAGUCCGUGAUUGAAAAGCAUUCCCACAGCCGCAUCGAGUACAUGAUCAAGGCCAAGAGCCAGUUCAAGCGGCGGUCAACAGCCAACAAUGUGGAGAUCCACAUCCCUGUGCCCAACGAUGCCGAUUCACCCAAGUUCAAGACGACAGUGGGGAGCGUCAAGUGGGUCCCCGAGAACAGUGAGAUUGUGUGGUCCAUCAAGUCCUUCCCGGGCGGCAAGGAGUACCUGAUGCGGGCCCACUUCGGCCUGCCCAGCGUGGAGGCGGAGGACAAGGAGGGCAAGCCCCCGAUCAGUGUCAAGUUUGAGAUCCCCUACUUCACUACCUCCGGCAUCCAGGUGCGCUACCUGAAGAUCAUCGAGAAGAGCGGCUACCAGGCCCUACCGUGGGUUCGUUACAUCACUCAGAACGGAGAUUACCAGCUCCGGACCCAGUGAGGGGCCACGGUGGCCAACGCUCCCGGCCCGGCACUGGGGCUCCUGGUGGAAGCACCGGGAGGAAGCACCUGCCAAGCCUGCCAGAAGGAAGGGCUCCCCGGGACACCAGCCACCCUCCCGGCUCCACCCAGGGGCCCCUCCUCCUCCAGGCGCACCUGCUGUGCCGUCGCCACUCUCAUCCCCCAAGUCCCUUUUCCCAGAAGAGGCUUAUCUUCAAGAAGUCUCGUCUCUGCCCCCGAGUCAGUUUGAAGGGAAGGAAAGAAAUCUUUCCCUCCAGAGAUCAAAUACAGCCUUCUGUGCUGUUGUAGCUCCUAGUCACGAAAAGAUCGGGAAACGCUCGCCAGACCA